Molecule: messenger RNA, 1450 nt
Organism: Caenorhabditis sp. 36 PRJEB53466
Lineage: Eukaryota; Metazoa; Nematoda; Chromadorea; Rhabditida; Rhabditidae
Source: the annotation of a GenBank genome assembly
AUGGCGAUCACCAAAGGGGACACCAUCAAAUACUCUUCCCUGGUGGUUCUGGUCGUCCAGAACUGCUCACUCGUGCUCUUCAUGAGAUAUGUGAUGACCAAUGACAGGCCCAAGUUCCUCAAGGUAUCUGAAUGACUCGAAUGCUCUGAAGUUUUCUCCUCUUCAGACGAUCAUGGUGUUUUUCGGUGAAAUCUGCAAGUGUACGGUCAGUCUUCUUCUGGCGUGCAUCGAAGAAAAGAGUGUGAUCAAGUAAGCCUAUCCUACCCUGUUCUCAGCGGAUACUUCACUUUCCAGAGGUCUCAAACAGAUUCAUCACGAGUUCUUCGUCAAUUGGAAAGACACUCUUAAAGUGCUGGUGCCUGCUGCCGUGUAUACUAUCCAGAACUUCCUGCUCUACGUGGCAGUCGACAACCUCCCCGCCGCCACGUACAUGGUGACCUACCAGCUGAAGAUCCUCACGACUGCCGCCUUCACUGUCCUCGUUCUUCACCGCCGACUUUCCAUUCAGCAGUGGAUCUCGCUCGUCGUUCUCUUCGCUGGAGUCGUGGUUGUUCAAUACGUAAGCACUUUCUCCCUUUUUACACUUCACGCCAGUUUCAUACAGGAUCAGAAGAUAUCGAACGACCGUGCGGCGCUUGCGAACGUCUCCACCACCUUGGCGCCCACUACCAUCUCCCCCCUUUCGAAUCUCACUUCUACUCUUGCCACUGUCGCCAAGACUACGUCGAAGAAGAGCGAGAACUCUGUGCUUGGUGAGCCGACGACGUCAGCGAUGGAUAAUAACCGCUUAUUCCAGGAUUCGUUGCUGUGCUCAUUGCGUGUUGCUUAUCCGGAUUCGCCGGAAUAUAUUUUGAAAAGAUUCUCAAGGGUUCGUAUCCAAAACCAAAACCAAAAUAAGUCGAAAUUCUGGGAAAUCUGAAAACUUCUUUCAGGUUCGAAUGUUUCAAUCUGGAUCAGAAACAUCCAGCUGGCACUCCCGUCCAUCUUCUUCGCUUUCCUUUUCGCAUCGGUCAAAGACAACUCCAAACUGUACUCGAACGGUCCGAACCCUGCGAAUGUCUGGAAUAACAUGCUCACUGGAUUCGAUUGGGCCGUCUGGGUGACCGUCGCAAUAAACGCGUUUGGAGGACUCGUCGUCGCCGUCGUCAUCAAGUACGCCGACAAUAUUCUGAAAGCGUUCGCCACGUCAUUCGCCAUCGUGCUCAACUGCAUCGCCGCCUACUUCCUGUUCAACUUCCGACCGACCAUUCUCUUCCUCAUCGGAGCUUCCGGAGUCAUCGCUGCCGUGUUCGCCUACAGCAUGUAUCCGUACAAGUGAGCACUCCGUCUGAAUCAUAUUCAUCAGAGUUCAAUUUUUCCUUGCAGAGCGUCCCAUCAAGCGUUACCAACAGAAGAACCGAAGAACGAAAAGGAGACAGAGCUGCAGCCUAUCGAGAGCAACAAGGCGUGA